UGAUACAUCUGAGAAUUCAUACAGGAUAGAAACAUUUGAACGUGUUUUUUGUGGGAAAAAUUUCAGUAUCAAUUCUAAUCUCAUUAGCCACCAGAUGAUUCACACAGGCGAGAAACUCUGUAAAUGUCUUGAAUGUGGGAAUAGUUUCAGUCAGAAUUCUCAUCUCCUUGCACACCUGAGAACUCACACAGGAGAGAAACUGUUUGAAUAUCCUGAUUGUGGGAAACUUUUGAGUCAGAAUUCCCACAUUAGCCACCAGAGGACUCACACAGGAGAGAAACUCUUUGAAUGUCCAGAUUGUGGGAGAAGUUUCAGUACCAAUUCCAGCCUGGUGAAACACCAGAGGACUCACACAGGAGAGAAACCGUUUAAAUGUCCUAAUUGUAAGAAAAGUUUCAGUCACAAUUCCAGCCUGGUGAUACAUCAGAGAUCUCACACAGGAGAGAAACCCUUUGAAUGUCCUGAUUGUGGGAAAAGUUUCAGUCAGAAUUCCAGCUUGGUGAUACACCAGAGAUCUCACACAGGAGAGAAACCCUUUGAAUGUCCUGAUUGUAGGAAAAGUUUUAGUAACAAUUCCAACCUUAUUAACCACCAGAAGAUUCACACAGGAGAGAAACCCUUUGAAUGUCCUGACUGUGGAAAAAGUUUCAGUACCAAUUCCAGCCUUGUGAUACAUCAGAGGACUCAUACAGGAGAGAAACCCUUUGAAUGUCCUAAUUGUGGGAAAAGUUUCAGUCAGAAUUCCAGCCUGGUGAUACACCAGAGAACUCACACAGGAGAGAAACCCUUUGAAUGUCCUGAUUGUGAGAAAAGAUUUAGUACCAAUUCCCACCUUAUUAGCCACCAGAGGACUCAUACAGGAGAGAAACCCUUUGAAUGUCCUAAUUGUGGGAAAAGUUUCAGUCAGAAUUCCAGCCUGGUGAAACACCAGAGGAUUCACACAGGAGAGAAACCCUUUGAAUGUUCUGAUUGUGGAAAAAGUUUCUCUCAGAAUUCCCAGCUCGUGAUACACCAGAGGACUCACACAGGAGUGAAACCCUUUAAAUGUCCUGAUUGUGGGAGAAGUUUCAGUCACAAUUCCAGCCUGGUGAGACAUCAGAGAACUCACAUAGGAGAGAAACCUUAUGAGUGUCCAGACUGUGGGAAAGAUCUCAGUACUAGGGUUAACCUUCUAAAUCAUAUGCUUAUACACACAGGGGAGAAACCAUUUAAGUGCCCCAAGUGUGGACGGUCCUUCAGGAAACAUUCCGCCCUUAUUGCACACAAGAAAAUCCACCUGAGACCCAAAGUGAUCAGUAUAGGGAAGGCAUGAAUUUCAUUUCUAACGUCCCAUUAUAAGUCCAGCUGAGAAACUGACUUAUUUAAUUUGACUGCAAAGAAUUUGCCUGAUUUUUUUUGUAGACAAAUAUGUAAGAAGGAUGUGGUGGCUCAGUGGCUAAGAC
Notechis scutatus (mainland tiger snake) is the source of this 1442-nucleotide messenger RNA. The record is from RefSeq and is a predicted model, not a curated record. Lineage: Eukaryota; Metazoa; Chordata; Lepidosauria; Squamata; Elapidae.